AUGGCUUGCCGGAGUGGGUGCUGCUGUGGUUUCGGUCCAGUGAAUGAGGAUAAUGCGAGAUUUCUGAUGCUGGCGCUGUUCAUAAUUAUCUACCUCCUGUGUGGGGCCGCCGUUUUUUCGGCGCUUGAGCACCCGAAGGAGAAACAGGCGAAGGACAGAUGGGCGCAAAGGUUCGAACAUUUCACCCACAAGCACAACUUGAGCAAAAAAGAACUGGAGAACUUCCUGAGGCAUUAUGAGGAGGCAAAUGUAGCCGGCAUCCGCGUGGACACCACCAGACCUCGUUGGGAUUUUACCGGCGCUUUUUAUUUCGUGGGAACAGUGGUUUCAACUAUAGGUUUCGGAAUGACGACACCGGCCACGGUGGGAGGCAAGAUCUUCCUCAUAUUCUACGGGCUCAUCGGCUGCGCAGCCACCAUCCUCUUCUUCAACUUGUUCCUGGAGCGUCUGAUCACCGUCCUGGCCUUCGUGCUGAAGUCCUGUCACGAGCGGCAGCGACGGCGCCGUGGCGUCCUGCCCCACAGUUUGGGGAUGGGGGCAGGGGUGGCAGGGCCUGGCCUGGCAGGCUGGAAACCCUCCGUGUACUACGUGAUGCUGAUCCUGGGUCUGGGCGCGGUGCUGGUUUCCUGCGGGGCCUCGGCCAUGUACUCGUCGGUGGAAGGCUGGAGCUACGCCGACUCGCUCUACUUUUGCUUCGUGGCCUUCAGCACCAUCGGCUUUGGCGACCUGGUGAGCGGCCAGAGGGAACGAUACGAGAGCCAGGGCCUGUACCUGCUGGGCAACUUUGUGUGCAUCCUAACGGGUGUGUGCUGCAUCUACUCCCUCUUCAAUGUCAUCUCCAUCGUCAUCAAGCAGGUGCUCAACUGGAUCCUAGCCCGGGUGGCGCACCCCUGUUGCCCGCAGCAACCUGCCAGGGGCACCUUGAGGCACCGUCGCAACGUGGUGAUGCCGGGGCACUUCCGCGCCCGCCGCGACGCCUCCAUUGAUACGGACGGCAUCAACGACAGUGAGACUGAUGGCCGCCGUGUCUCCGGGGAGAUGAUCUCCAUGAAGGACUUCUUGGCCGCCAACAAGGUGAACCUGGCCAUCAUGCAGAAGCAGCUGUCGGAGACGGCCAACGGGUACCCCCGCCCGUCGGGGUCUAACACCCGACACAAUGGCUUCUCUGGGGGCGUGGGGGCGCUGGGGGUUAUGAACAAUAGGCUGGCUGAGACCAGCGUGGACAGGUGA
Molecule: messenger RNA, 1230 nt
Organism: Conger conger (European conger)
Lineage: Eukaryota; Metazoa; Chordata; Actinopteri; Anguilliformes; Congridae
Product: potassium channel subfamily K member 13-like
Exons: 2
Coding region: 1-1230 (409 amino acids)
Biological process (GO): potassium ion transmembrane transport; stabilization of membrane potential
Cellular component (GO): membrane
Molecular function (GO): potassium ion leak channel activity
Source: RefSeq, a predicted model, not a curated record